This is a messenger RNA of Botrytis cinerea B05.10, 1471 nucleotides long. RefSeq lists its product as hypothetical. Bases 480 to 1022 code for a protein of 180 amino acids. The record is from RefSeq and is a predicted model, not a curated record. Lineage: Eukaryota; Fungi; Ascomycota; Leotiomycetes; Helotiales; Sclerotiniaceae. The transcript has 2 exons.
GAUAAACUGAUCACAUGGUGAAUCCGUUGUGUCUAUCACUCAUGCAAAAUUACAUUCGUCAGUACGAUGUGAGGGUUUAGUUUUGGUAAAGUCAGACACGGGAUAGGAAUUGUGAUGCGAAAUUACGUGAAAACUAUUCCCCGGCUAGAGUUGAUCUUGCCACGUCAUGGAUCAUCAUUACUAUACUGCUCUGAAAGGAGGCUCUGUUUUGCAGAGAAAAUGAUAGCUGCAUCUUUUUUCUAUAGAAGGAAUCCAGAACAUACAAGAGAAAGCAAUUGGAUAUCAAAGACGAGAUUACUUUUUAGACCUCGAGAAUUCUUCUUGGUCAUUAUCUCGUAUAUAUUCAUCUCUCUUUAUUCCUUCUCAUCUAUUUGAAUUUCUUGAAUUCAACUCAAUUGCACGACAUAUAAAGGUGGUGCCUGAUUUUUCUCCCCUUUUGAUACCUUCUAUCCUAACUCAAUUUGAGAGAUCACUUCACAAUGUCUUCUGCAAAUGUCACCAGCGAUGAUGUUGCACCUAAAUUUUACGAUAGUAUCAGUGAUAGAUAUGAUAAAUAUUAUUCUCAAGAUCAGGGAUUGUUAGCAUUCAUUGAUCAAAGUUUAGAACUUUUGCCUCCUAAUGCAUCGGUCCUAGACAUUGGCUCUGGAACCGGCAUUCCCACAUCCCUCGCCGUUGUGAAUUCCGGUCGUAAACUCCACGGAAUCGAUAUCGCUCCUAGCAUGAUACAACUUUCCCGCAAAAACGUUCCGGGGGGAACAUUCGAACAGGUGAGUAUGUUGGAUUAUACACCAGAAGACGGACAAAAGUUCGACGGCGCGUUUGUUGUUCUCUCCAUGUUUCACAUGAAGCGAGAUGAAAUGAUAAAAGCGAUUGGCAAAUGGAAAGAUUGGGUGAAGGGAAAUGGAGAAGGAUAUCUUUUUAUUUGCACGUAUGUUGCAGAGGAUGCGGCGGGGAUUAAGGAGGAUAUGUUUUCGAAGGAUGGGGUAAAUGUUUUCCGACUUUUCUUUCGCUCUGUUGCCUGACUGAUUCGUGAUGGACGUCGAUGCUAAUUAUGGACAAUUCAAUAGCUCUAUGCGGAUAAUGUCCCAAGUACGUUUAUGGGACAAUAUCGUGAAAAUUUUCUGUACACGCAACUUGGAUGGGAGGAUGUGUUGGCGGAACAUGGAUUUAAGAUUGAGAAGGAGGGAAAGGUCGCUUUUGAACCGGCUGAAGAAGCGGAAUGUGAUAAUGAAAUACAUUUUUACAUUACAGCGAGGAAGAUGUAGAGAAAUAGAGUGGAACGGGAGAAGAAAGAGAACUGAAUUGGAAGGGAUGAUGUCUCUCUGAAAAGGAUGGACUGAGGUAGAGAAGAGGAUGAAUGAAUGUUAGCCUGCGGAGCGUGUAUUAUAGAUUGGGUUAAUUUGAUUGAUUUCCAUCAGGUAUCACAGGGGCUAAAAUUCAAACAAAUUAUUACUAUUUUCACAUGACCUCA